AUGUCUGGUGCAUCUGGUUCAUCAGGAAGUGGAACAGGACGUGGUCGAGGCAGCAGUAGCAGCGGAGCAGUUGAGAACAAACCGGAAUCUAAAGAAAAUAAGCCCAAUCCAAAAAUGUCUAAGGCACUUGGCACUUCAGCUAAGAGAAUUCAAAAGGAAUUGGCGGAAAUCACACUUGACCCACCACCAAAUUGCAGUGCUGGACCAAAAGGCGAUAACCUCUAUGAAUGGGUGUCCACAAUUCUUGGCCCACCAGGUUCAGUGUAUGAAGGUGGAGUUUUCUUCUUAGAUAUACAUUUUUCUGCAGAGUACCCUUUCAAACCACCUAAGGUUACAUUCCGAACUAGGAUAUACCACUGUAAUAUCAACAGCCAAGGUGUGAUAUGUCUUGAUAUUCUAAAGGAUAAUUGGUCACCUGCAUUGACUAUAUCAAAAGUACUCCUAUCCAUAUGCUCACUUUUGACUGAUUGUAAUCCAGCUGACCCCCUGGUAGGGAGCAUCGCGACACAGUAUCUGCAGAACCGCGAGGAGCAUGAUCGUAUCGCGCGCCUCUGGACCAAGCGCUACGCGACA
Brenthis ino (lesser marbled fritillary) is the source of this 573-nucleotide messenger RNA. The record is from the annotation of a GenBank genome assembly. NCBI's taxonomy places the organism in Eukaryota, Metazoa, Arthropoda, Insecta, Lepidoptera, Nymphalidae.